Molecule: messenger RNA, 774 nt
Organism: Cyprinus carpio (common carp)
Lineage: Eukaryota; Metazoa; Chordata; Actinopteri; Cypriniformes; Cyprinidae
Product: cell surface glycoprotein 1-like
Exons: 1
Coding region: 1-774 (257 amino acids)
Source: RefSeq, a predicted model, not a curated record
AUGGUUCUGCCAGUGGCUCAGAAAAAAGCUGAAAGCCCAGAACCUGAACCCAGCCCACUUACUUACCCUGUGUCCAUUCCACCAGCCAAAGUGUGCACAACCAAGAGUUUUGUAUUUACUCCUCAAAAAACUAGCCAUGAUGAGAAAGAGAAGGCAGACACAGUAAAAGAGGUCGACACUGCCGAAAAUUCUCUGCAAGAUAGCAGUCAUCCACUGGUUCUGUCAGUGGCUCCAAUAAAAGCUGAUACCCCAGAGCCUGAACCCAGCCCCUAUACGCCUCAGAAUUCCACACCAAAGAAUUUUGGGAUUACCACUCAAACAACUAGCCAAGAUAAGAAUGGGAAGGCAGACACAGUUAAAGAGGUCGACACUGCUGAAAAGUUUCUGAAAGAUAGCAAUCUUCUACUGGUUCUGCCAGUGGCUCCAAUAAAAGCUGAUACCCCAAAGCCUGAACCCAGCCCCUAUACACCUCAGAAUUCCACACCCAAUAAUUUUGUGUUUACCACUCAAACAACUAGCAAAGAUGAGAAUGAGGUGGCAGAUACAGUGGAAAGACCAACAGCAGCUAGUCAUACCCCUGCUCCAAGUCACCCAGCUCCUGCUGGGCCGUCUGUAACAGUUAAUCCCACUACUCAAAGUGUUCCUGUUGUCCCUAAGGUUGCCGUACCUUCUCAGACUUCAACUGGAACACCUCCUGUCUCCAACAUUCCUGCUCCAAGUAUUCCAGCUCCAAUCCAUUCGACCUCUGCAAGCCCUGAGCCAAAAAUUCCCUGA